Molecule: messenger RNA, 5723 nt
Organism: Sycon ciliatum
Lineage: Eukaryota; Metazoa; Porifera; Calcarea; Leucosolenida; Sycettidae
Product: daf-12-interacting protein 1-like
Exons: 10
Coding region: 1273-5178 (1301 amino acids)
Biological process (GO): regulation of transcription by RNA polymerase II
Cellular component (GO): nucleus
Molecular function (GO): mRNA binding
Source: RefSeq, a predicted model, not a curated record
CAUCAAAUCAGCCAUAUCUGCACACGAUGCUUCUGUUACUAUCAGUGGAGAGGAUGUGCGAACAGAGUACAGCGAGACAACCCUGGCUAGUCUAAAUCGUUCCCGCAAGAAGUGGCAGGAUCGGAGGAGUGACUUGUAAGUUUGUGCGAUGUUCUUGUAUGGGAAAUACUUGAAAUCCACUGGGAUUGCUGGCUUCGUUGCUCAUCGAAGUGAGGAGUGUCCUGUGUGCAGCCUGACCAGCCUCUCUCCUGGCGUUUGGUGCGCUUACCUGGAUGGCAGGCGGACCUUCCUCUACAGGCAGUCGUGGUGAAAUGCUGUGCCAGCCCCAUUUUUCAAAAAUUGUAGUCCUGGAAUUGGAUCGUUUCGUCGUUGGCUUUACCUGGCCGACGUUUUUGGAGGCUCGCCGGCACAUUGGUGACUGGAGCUGAUUGGCUGUUUAGGGCCGUGUAGUGAUUCUCUGAUAUCUGAGCGAAGAAUGGAUUGUGGAAGACUUGCUGUAGCUCUUGGAGUACGAGCUGUUCCUAGUGUUAGUAGCAGGGCAGUAGAUGGCCAUGGAAUGCUGCUGUUGCUGCUGGUAGCAGAGUAUGUGUGUGUGUUCAGACCGAUGUACCCCAGGGAGUUUCUCUCCUUAUCCAGAACUUGGUUGCUGGAGGCAUUCUGCGCCAGUUUGCAACAGGAGAAGGGAACUGUUUAGUUUCACAGGAAACAUUAAUCCCUGCUCACUAGAGUUUGGAUAUUGUGCAAGCAGGAGAGUGGACAACUGUGCCUGUAGUAUUUAACCUGCUGCUGUUAUUGGUGAUGGCGAUGAGGAUGGCACUAUGAAUCCAUGAUGAGGAUUGGCGCUGAUAUCUGGCACAGAAUGCUGAUGGUUGCUGGCUGUCUUCUCGUAGAGUUGGGCAGUGUUGCAGUGCUGGCUAUGUUUGGGAGGCUGCAAUGCAUGACAAAGAGCAUGCUCUUUCACAUGUAUAUGAGCACAUGCACCAUGGAAGCACGCUGCUGUCAUUGGCAAAUUACAUGGUGACAUGAUCCAGGCCUGUGCAGAGUUUGGUGCAAAUAGUUUUGGCAGUGUACUAAUGCCACUUGCCGGAGCGUGGUUGGGCAGAAUGGAUGCAGAUGGAUGCGAGUUUUAUGCUGCACCAGUCCUUAUAGUUUGCGCUUUAUAUGCGUUAGCUUUCUGGACUGUUUAAUUUGGAGAGAAAGCGUGCAGGUGAUGGCAGGCGAUGAUCAAUACGAUCAGUGUUACUUGGAUGCAUUGUUGCGUUGCAUUGAUCCAUGCUGGUGUUUUCAUGUGUCCAUGAGCAACUGUCAUUGGAUUGCAUCGCUCCUUCGUCUUUAUCCCCAAAAAUAAAUGAAACUAGUGUGCGUCGUGGUAGGGCUGAUGUUGGCAUCAGCCGUCCAAGAGCAUCAAGCCGGGAUGGUGGUAUUGGUAAUGCUGCUCCUGCUGCUGCUAGUAUCAUUGGUGGCAUUGGUGGCGGUGGAUUGUCCAAUAGCUCAUCAGCUGCAAAGGGUAAUGACUUGCGCGUACUCGUUGUUCGAAAUAUCUCGGAUCGGCACACAGAGCGUAGCUUAUGUGAAGGUCUAUUCCAUGAAUUUAAGAAGCAUGGUGAAGUAAAGCAAGUCAAUGUCCACGAAGAGAACGGAAAUCGAUUUGCUGUCGUAGAAUUUAAGAAGGCUCAAGAAGCGGAGAGUGCAAUGGAAACAGUACAAAAUCGUACUUUCUUUGGCUGUGAAAUGAAAAUCAGCCUGGCGAAUUGUUCAGUUUUGCCAACCCUACGCAAUGAGCGCGGCUUCCGUGGCCGUGGCAGGCGCUAUCAUGCAUUUGGUGGCUUUGGCGGGGGUUCCUUUGAAGGUUUUCCAGAUUUACCAAUGACAGAUAGUCCUGAAGAGGAGAUGUCACCUGGACCGGUUCCUAGUCAUCCUCCCAACCAUCGUGCUGCUGCUGGACGGCUUCAAGUCACGGUGGAGCAGGAUGUAACCGGAGAGUUAGAGGAAGAGUUUGAUGUCAACGCUACUCGCACGUUGUUUGUAGGCAACAUUGAUAAAGCGGUUACCCCCAAUGACUUGCGCAGUGUCUUCAGUCGGUUUGGGGAGAUUCUGGAAGUCGACAUGAAGUCGCAGAGGUCCGGCAUGUAUGCGUUUGUCCAGUUCAAUGACAUGACCAGUGCGUGUAGAGCCAAAGCGCUGAUGAACGCACAGCUGAUUGGACGCUCAUAUUGCAAGGUGGGCUUUGGUCAUCGAGUUGUCACACAUACCCUGUGGAUUGGUGGUAUAAGCCAUCAUGUAUCUGAUGCUGAUGUCGCUCGCAAGUGUUCCAGGUUUGGUGCAGUCCUGGAAGUUGCUGUCAACCCAGCUCAAAAAGCAGCGCUGGUCCACUUUGACUGUAAAGACUCGGCAGUGGCAGCUGCUGAUGAGCUCCGUGGGAAAAUCUUCCAUGGUUCGCGUCUCAAGGUUGACUUUGCCAAUCGGAACAGCCGGAGCGCCUUCUACAAGCAGUUGGAAGAGCAGGGAGGAGACAUUGGCCCAAUGCGUGGUGGACCACCAGAUGGCAUGGGAAUGGGCGGUGGCGGCCGUGGAGGCCCAGGUCCUGGCCCCGGACCACCGGGACCUGGGCCCGGACCGCCAGGACCCCCGGGACCACCCGGUCAUGGCGAUAUGUUCUUUGGUGACAUGCCUCCGCAUGGUCCUCCCGGCGGUGGUCGCCGCGGUGGUUUCAGACCAGAUUUCCACCGCGGUUUCGUUGGUGGCCGGGGCGGGCACGGUGGCCGGGGCAAUGGUCCAAUGUUUAGAAAUGGCCCAGGUGGCAGAGGUCUAUUUACGCGCCACUUUAGGGGCAACAUGACCAAUGAAGAUGAGGAUUAUGAUAGUGAACUGCGCAAUUUUGGCUACAUGCGAGAGCGUGAGCGUCAACGGCAGCGUGUGUGGCAACAGGGUGAAGAUGGCGAUGAUGGCAGUGAUGUACCCAUGAACAAUCAAACGGACGGGAGUGAAGCCCGCACACGUUCACCACAGUCAGACAUGUCUGACGAAGAUGUCCUUAUCCCUAGCAAGACUGCCGGCUCCACCGAGAAAAACAACCAAUCUAGCAUGAGCAUUAAAAAGGAAGAGUCCAGCAGCUCCAGUAAGCAACGCUCUACUGACAACAGCAGUGGCAGCAGCAGCAACAACAACAGCAGCAGUAAUGGCGGUGCUGGAGGAGUAUCUACAUCCACUUCAAACAGUGCUGCCACUAGUGGAGCUGCUGCUGCUACUACCAGUGCUAGCAGUCACAGCUCUUCUACUAGUUCUAAACGAAGCUCUGAGAGUAAGAAGCGCUCUGAAAACAAGAGUAGUGUAGAAGUCAGCAAGUCCAGGUCGCAAGAGACUGUUAUUAAAGAGGAACGCCACUCCCCUGCACGUAGUGAAUCACAGCGUGACACAGGCCAUGCAGAUGCAAGAGAAUCAUCAAGCCAUACUAGCAAUGGUACUGGUCUUGCUAGCAGCUCAAGUACUAGCGGUGGCACCAUUGGAUCUCGCCAGUCUGCUCUGCAAUCUCAUGGUGAAGCCAGCAACUCGCUGCAGCCAAGUAAGCGUAGUGAACGUAGUGAAAGCUCUCGCCAUCACCAAGCACACCGUGAUAAAGACAAUUUCAGUGAAAGUAGCAAAUCCAGGCGUAGUACUACUGAUGGAAAUGAACGAAGACGGCGGCGUGAUGACAAUGAACGAUCACACGAAUCCUCCCAGUCCAGUCACUCCAGUAGCAAGCCGAGUUCGUCAAGUCGCCAACAGGCUCCCCGAAGUCGUAGCAGAUCUCCGUUGUCACGCAGUCAUGGCUCAACGCGACGUUCAAGGCGUUCACCAGGGCUAUCAGGCGAGGUGAGUCGGUCGCCUCGGGGCAGUGGUAAAUCAUCCACCCACGAUGACUGGUCUGGUCGGCGCGAUCGUGAUCAAUAUUCUCCCCCACAGCAACAACAUCGGUCAUCUUGGAGACGGCAUGGUGAUUCUUCUGCUCGUCCAUCUGGACAUGGAGGUCAGCAACGCUCGCCUAGCUACUCUCCAUCAUCCCGCCAGCAAUCUGCAAAGGAACAUCAGCACCAGCACCAACAACAACAGCAGCAGCAGCAAGUGAUAACCCAACAAGGUCAACUUGUUGCUAAUGAUCCAGGUGCUGUUGCUGGUGGUGCCACUGCUGUUGCAGCAGCAGGUGUGAAUCAAGCAACACCCAUGUACACUGUGAGCGUUGCUGGCGCUCCCGGGAGCUUUGUUGUGCCGCAAUCAUCAGCUACUUUCCUCUAUGACGCUAAUGGCCAAGCAUUGGCUGCCGCUGCUGUAGCAGCUCAAAACACCGCUGCAGUGGCUGACAGUCAGAGAAAGCAAGCAGCUGCAGCAGCAGCAGCUGGCAGUGCAGCUCCCGCUGGAUUUGUAACGACAGAUAUGUAUGUGCCUGCCGGCGCAGUGCAGAAUCAAGUUGUUGCUCUGAGCAUACCUUCAUCUGCAGUUGCUUCGCAGAGUACUGUCAUAUCCACUGCAUUGUCAGCAACUGCUGUUGCUGGCGCCACACAAGUGCCCAUUGCAAGUAGUGCAGUUGCUGCAGCUGCUGGAGGUCAACAGAUGAUGGCACCAGGUGCAGCUGCUAAUACCGCAGCACAACCUGUGCAAGCAAAUGCAUUACUAGGACUGCUACAGCGUUAUCCUGUCAUGUGGCAAGGCCAUCUUGCUCUGAAGAAUGAUGCAGCAGCUGUUCAAAUGCAUUUCUUAUCUGGCAGCCAGCAGCUAGCGCAGCUGGCUCUACCUCAACCUACUGUUAGUUCUGCGGCCGCAACUCUGCGUAUCGCCCAGAGGAUGCGUCUAGAUCCAUCACAACUAGAAGGCGUGGCGUUACGUAUGCAGGCGGAGAUGGAGCACUGUCUUCUAUUAGCAUUGCCAUGUGGUCGUGAUCCAUUGGAUGUUCAUGCGCAGACACGAGCACUUCGUACUGGCUUCAUCACCUACUUACAGAACAAACAAGCUGCUGGCAUUAUCAAUGUUGCUGGCAACGCUCCCUCUGCACACCAGGUUGCCAAUGGUGUUGGUGCUGGUUUUGUACUUCACAUCUUCCCACCGUGUGACUUUACAGAGCUGCACGUUGCCCGUGUAGCUCCUGACCUAUUGAGCAGUGCGGCGGAUAGCGGCCAUUUGAUGGUUGUUAUCGCUGCUAUGUAGUGCAGUACAAGUACUCCUCCAACUUAAAUACCGGUCAUUUCGUGCCAGUGUCAUCGGAGCCGACGGCUGUGGCUGCUGUUUCUGCCAUCGCCGCGCAGUAGUGUUGUGCACUGUCGUAGUGUUGUGCACUGUCGUGUAGUCAAACCCAAUGUGUUACGUUAGUUACUUUAAAUUGUCUCGUCUUGUUUGGCAUCUGUUUUCAACCGUGUGAUGUGUGUGUGUGGCACGUUCCCAUGGCCAUCUGGGUGUUGUUACUGGUGGAUGUGUGGUUUAGUUAUAUCUUACUACUGCCUUUCUGGCUCACAUAUACCCCCGGUGUGCUUUUUCUGGUGUGCUCAUUUAGCCUGGUGAUUUGUCCAGUCAAAGUUGUGAUUGCAUGACUUUAAUUUUAAUCUUGAGUUCAAAAUGUUGAUUUUCAGACAGUUGCGUGUGCAAUGGUGUGCACAGUCUUCGUAGCAUCCAUUAGUUGCGUAACAUCCCUCUAGUACGCUAUUGUGUUUAUGUGAAAUGUACAUGACUGUAUAAUUAUGACAUUCACAGUUUGA